AUGACCGCCUCAUUCCCCCGCCGCCACUCCGCCAAUCCGUCGCCCGAUCCCGUGAGCUCUCCCCUUCCGCCCCUGCCGCACCGGUUUCACUGCGCAUUCUUCCCCGCGUCCCUUCCGCAACCCCCCUCUCCUCACCUCUCCGCUUCCCCCCCGCGCAUCGUCGAAAUUGUAGUCCGUUGCAGGUCGUCGCGUGGCGAGGGGCCGCGAAGGUUUCGCAGCCUCGCCGUUACUGUCGCCGCCGUCGCUUGUUCAAUCGCAGUCGCCUCGUCGCGCGGCGACGCGGGACUCCGGGGUUCGCAGGCGGGGCGCGGCGGAUCGGGGAUUGGCGGAACCCGCGGCGGUAGUGCGCGGGCGGGAGGGCUAUCGGGGGAGCGCAGGGGGUAUUGGCGUCGGGGGAGCGCUUCAAUUGCGCAGCCGCGGGAGCAGCAGGAUGGGCGCGGGGGGAAGCAGCGCGGGCGCGGAUCAGCCCAGCAGCAGGGGAAGCGCGGGUUCGGGGAGCGGGGGAGGCGGGGGGAGGGGCGCGGCGCGGCGGUGGUGGCGGUGGUGGCGGUGGUGGCGGUGCUGGCGCUGACGCCGCUGCUGGCGUUCACGAGCGUGAUGCCGCCGUGGCUGCGCGCACAUGGGGGCGCGCAGACGGAGGGCCAGGUGAGGGGAGAGGGCGAGGUGAGGGAAGACUCCAUGGCGCUGUGCCUCGUCGGGCAGCUGCGAACGUUUGAGCUGACCGGGCCGUCCAUAGCAGCGAAUCUGGUGGGGCGAGAGGGCUACGGGAAGGCAGACGUGUUUGUAGUGACACCCCUCGAUGAGAACUCCGCCAAACUGCUCACCCUCCGGGGCACAGGGGGGCCAGAGGGAGUUGGGGAGGAAAAUGUCCCAAGGCUAGUGUCGGUGCGGGUGUUUCCGGAUUUCAACGUAAACGAGGCACUCUACCCCACACACAUUCUCAAGGGGCUGGAGAACGGUCCACAGGGACUGCUACAGCAGUUCAGCAUGGAAGCCAUGUGCGCCGCUGACAUCGCUGAGAGAGAGCGCCGCUACAGCCGGCGCUACAAGUGGCUCAUGAAGGCCCGCCCGGAUGCGUUCUGGGUGGCGCCGCCCCCUCCGCUGGGCGGCUUGGAGUACCGCAGCUUGACUGCGCCGCCCGGGCUGGAUUUUGGGGGGGUGAACGACAGGCUGGCGGUGGUGCCGCGGGCGGCGGGCCGGGCGGCGUUUGCUCGGCUGCACAUGCUGGGGGCUGUGAGCGAGGGCUCCAUCGAACCUGGCAAGCAGGUCGAGAAAACAGCAUCCAACCUUCACCCCUCUCUCCCCGGCGCGCCCCUGCACAUCACCCACUACAGGCGGGUGAACGCGGAGUCGAUGUACGCGCGCAUACUGCAGCACCUGAACGUGACAGUGACGCGCGCGCCCUUCCCCUUCUGCCUCGUGUCGCACCACCGAUUCUUCCGCAUGCUCGCCCUGCCCAACCUCCGCAACCACCGCGGGGGGGACUACUGCCGGCCCUGCCACCACGAGGCGCCGCCCAACCCCUUCUGCGAGCAGACGGGGCCGUGGCCGGCGGACUGGCCGGCGCUGUUCGACCAGCAUGUGCCGGCACGGCUGGCGGCGGGGCGGCGCGCGGUGGUGGCUGCGGUGGAGGGCGGUAGAGAGGGGUGUGAGGCGCAGGUGGCACAGUUGGUUCAUGUGCUCCUCACAUGCUCCUCACAUGCUCCUCACAUGCUCCUCACAUGCUCCUCACAUGCUCCUCACAUGCUCCUCACAUGCUCCUCACAUGCUCCUCACAUGCUCCUCACAUGCUCCUCACAUGCUCCUCACAUGCUCCUCACAUGCUCCUCACAUGCUCCUCACAUGCUCCUCACAUGCUCCUCACAUGCUCCUCACAUGCUCCUCACAUGCUCCUCACAUGCUCCUCACAUGCUCCUCACAUGCUCCUCACAUGCUCCUCACAUGCUCCUCACAUGCUCCUCACAUGCUCCUCACAUGCUCCUCACAUGCUCCUCACAUGCUCCUCACAUGCUCCUCACAUGCAUCCCUCUCCCCGUUUCUCACUUCUCACCUCUCAUGCUUUCCCUCCUCCCACUGGCGUGUGCUUCCCCCCCUAAUCCCCUGCCUUUUGUGAUUCAGCUGUCUCUCGAGGUUCGGCGCCGAACCAACCCAUCAGCCUCGUUGACAGCCCCACCUGCUGGCCAUGCUUCCAUCACCCCUCAACACCAACAAGCAUCAGCGUCCAACCCCUCCGGCCAAGCCUCCCUGUGGCAACGCUUGCUGGGACGCCUGGGAGGGAGGCCAAUUGCGAGUGGGUUAGACCAAGGGGGAAAGGAAGAGGAGCAAGCAGCAGCUGAGGCGGAGGCUGCAGAGGCUGCGUGGAGGGAGGCAGCGUGGAGGGAGGGGUGGAGGGCGCCGGCAGCGGCGGUGCUGUGUGUGCGGCAUGGGCUGGGGAAGGCGUUGGUGUUUGGUGCGUCUGGCACGGGGCGGGCUGGCAGCUGGUGUGCCUUCCACUCCCACCUGCUUGCUCUCAACCACAGGUGCGUGCUUGCUCUCAACCACAGGUGCGUGCUUGCUCUCAACCACAGGUGCGUGCUUGCUUCCUUGGAUAUGGACAGGCGCACUGCACCUCACUGCGAUCUGCCACGGGGCGGGCUGGCAGCUGGUGUGCCUUCCACUCCCACCUGCUUGCUCUCAACCACAGGUGGGCAGCCUGCUUGCUCUCAACCACAGGUGGGCAGCCUGCUUGCUCUCAACCACAGGUGGGCAGCCUGCUUGCUCUCAACCACAGGUGCGUGCUUGCUCUCAACCACAGGCAAGGCGUUGGUGUUUGGUGCGUCUGGCACGGGGCGGGCUGGCAGCUGGUGUGCCUUCCACUCCCACCUGCUUGCGCUCAACCACAGUUCCUUGUCGCCCUCUCCUUCCCUUCACCCCUUCAACACCUUUAUUCUUUUCGACUCUGUCACCUCCCCCCCUUCCUCUCCCCAUUUCCUCCUCCCCUCCAGCAUCGCCUUGUCCCUGCCUGCCGCGCCCCCCUCCACCGACCUCCUAUGGGACGCCCACCUGCUCUCCGGCCUGCCCUCCAUGCGCCUCCUAAUGCUGCCAAAACCCCCCGCCCAAACUGCCAACGCUGCCGCCCAGCAGCAGUCAGCGGCGGGCGGCAGAGAGGUGGUGGCGGAAUAUGAGGCGGCGUUUGCAGCGGCGGUGCGGCAGAUAAAGGGGGAGGAGGAGGUGGUGGGGAGAGGUGCUGCUGUUGCCAAUGCUGAUGAUAUGCUGAGAGCUGUGGGGGCAUCCAUGCACGUUGACCUGAUUCGAGUGGGAGCGGGGCGUCUACCGGACCUGCAGGCGCUGCUGGCACGUGGGCUGAGCACGUGCCAGCUGCUGGUGGACGUGGAGGGCGCAGGGGAAGGGGUGGUGCAGCAGCUUACGGGCAGGGGUGGAGAGGGGGGUGCUGAUGCUGGGAGGGCUGCUAUGGCCAGGGUAGGUGGGGUGGGAGGGAGGCGGUUGCAGCAGGUGGGGCAGGGGGCACAGCAAGUGGGGGCAGAAGGAGGGGAGCAUGUGGUCGACCAAAGAGGGGCAGACGCAAGUAGAGAGAUAGAGGAACUAGAUGCGUUUUUGCUUCCGGAUGACCCGCUCUUAGCUAAGUGGCGGGGGGAGGCGGUGCUGAGAGAUCUGCAGCGGUGGCUGUCAGGGAGGUCAUUCCAUCUGGACCGGUGUGUGUCGGGGGACGAGGAGAGGGUGGGGCGAUGCACCUUCUUCUCACUCACACACUGCCAGGCUCCCUUGCCAUCUCAGCAAACAACUGGUAGAUAG
Closterium sp. Yama58-4 is the source of this 3792-nucleotide messenger RNA. NCBI's taxonomy places the organism in Eukaryota, Viridiplantae, Streptophyta, Zygnematophyceae, Desmidiales, Closteriaceae. The record is from the annotation of a GenBank genome assembly.